UGAAACUCUACUACUAAAGGAACUAGAAGGUACAACCUCUUAACUAAUUCAUUAAGUAGUAAGUUCUAAGUAUUGGUUUUUGUGGAAACAAAGAGUGGUUUUUGUGGUCGUCCUUUUUGGGCCUUGUCGUACUAGUUCCUGUAGGUCGUCAGUGUUUAAAGUUCAUACUCUUUAAACAAAAUCAGAAAAGAACGGAGUCGAAGGUCUACGUUUAAGAUUGUGCUACAAAGAAAAGAGAAGUAGCAGGGAAAGUAAAUCGUCCCUGCGAAAAGCUCCUGGUCGUUGUGGACGUCUGCUAGUAGCGCCAAGCAAGAUGGAGUGCGCACUGCAGGCCGGAACGCCCCUCAGCAGCACAAGCAAAGCCGACCGUUUUAUGGCCUAUCCAAGGUUCCUGAUGUACUUUCUGGGAUGAUGAUGUACUUAUUGAUAAACGCAUAUGUAGCCAGCAUGAGCAUGUAAGAUUGGAGCCUUUCGAAUUACAAGGAGAGAGAUCAAUCGUCUCCACAUUCUACUCUCUUCUAAAGAUUGUCGUGGGGAUAUUCUUCAUUCAAAUUAUAUGUUUUUUCAAAGUUUUAUAACAUGCAAGGCUAUUUUUAGAACUACUAGAUCGCGAAAAUUUACCACUGUUCUUAUGCUUUUCUUCGAUCGUUCAUUACGUCGCCUUCUUGCAAGAGCAGUACAACUUGCGGCGUCUCUCCACCGCCUGACGCGAGCAGCCUCACACACGGUUCCCCUCACGUGUUGCCGCAUGAAGAAGCCUCUGCGAUGAAGAGCGCACAACUGGGAAAGCGGAUUGAGAUCGAACAGCUCUCAAGUUGCAAGAAGAAGCUGAAUCAAGACACGACGACCACUGACAUUACGGGUCGUGGUUUUUUUAUUAUUGAGUCCUCUGAUACUGAUAGCUGCUUUUUGUUUUUAGCUACAUCAACUCAAACACUAGCUGAAUAUCACUACAACAGGUCAUGGCUUCUCGUUGUGCCGGGUCAGCAAUUCGAUAAUGAAUUAUAUAUAUAUGUUGCUACGAGUAGAUUCACAUCAUCGUGUUGGUCCGAGUGCUGGGAGUUGGAGUAGAUGAAAAUUCAUUUCUUCGUAAUACAAAAUUGAUUCUCUAACAUUCUUGGUUCCGAAGCGACACCCGAACAGGGGCGAUCGCAAAAUGCAGCUGCGGUCGUGGCAGCUGCGGCUGCCGCAGCCAAAGAUGCUCUCUCCAGCGGUAGAGCGAGCACCAGCGGAAGUACUAGCGCGAUAUCCACCUCGUCGAGCGCAACUACGACCUCGUCUGCUGGUGGGAAAAUCCAGCACAGCACGGGGGCCGUGAUGAAGGCGCACUCAGCUGCGAUGGCAGCGCACAACAUUCAUGGAGCAGCUUCGAAGUAUAGCCAGAAUCACCCGGGGCUGUUGAAUAUGAAGAUUAUGGCUCUUCGACUAUUAGCAGAAAGAAAGAGAAAUUCACAAGAGGAUGGACUACAUCCACAGCUACAAAAGUUGUAGGUAGUGGAAGUAGUUACUUGCACUUGUUUGAUAUGGGUCUGCCAGUUCUCAAACAUUUCAUGUACUACUAAUGCUCAUAUUAAGAUGAUCCUUCGUUAGAAUCAAUGCUCAAAAUGAUUGUCCUUACUCACUUGCUUCCCAAGUGUCUAAGAAUGAAGAGCAGCAGCAAAUGCAGACCCAGACGCCGCGCUUUUCCAAUGCUGCGACCGCUGGAGGUCAGGGAAAAGGAUCCAUCGUGAGCAGCAGCACAGAACCGCCCGCGGGUAUGAACAGACACCUGACCAAUAAGGCAGCAGCGCUCAAAAUCAACGGAACUGUGGUUCAGCGCGGCACGCGCUUUUACGACGUCUACGGAUGGGUUCGGAUGUUUAACCCGAAUAAAGGAUGGGGCUUUAUUCUGUGCAACGAAUUUCCUGGUGAUGUUUUCCUGCACACGAAGCACGUAAAGGGAGAUUGCCCGCUUGAGUAUAUUUUAAUAUCUAUCAACGAUAGCGUCCUCGUGGAUGCAUUUUUCUAGUAGACUUUAUUAGGUAUUGUUGGUAGAAGUAGAUGAGUUGUUGAUACUAGUAUUUUUUGUUAGUCUUUCUUUUCUCGUCGGACACGGAACAGCAAGAUGAAGCUACGACAAUCAAAACUAACAUGUUCAGCUACAUCGGUCAUUUUAACCAUGCGACGAGUGCUGGUGCGCGGCUCUCGGUGUGCUUCGACUUGGAUUUCUCCAACGAUGUUAGCAAGCCUCAAGCCCUGAAUGUCCGGCUGUGCAGCGAGAAUAAGAUCAUGAAGUAUGGCCACCAUAAUUCCUUGUCGUCAUACUACAAUUCCACGAAAGGGGGAAGCGGAGGCUACUACAGUUCCAAUUCCAAAGGUUCCUCGGGACAACAUUACUCGAAAGAGGGCGCAACGGGAGACAACUGGAGCACCGGUUUUUCUACUAUAGUUUUUAAUGCAGUUCACUCACAUACUCUACCCAUUGGCAUUGGAGAACGUCAUUUUCAUAAAGAAAUUUUUACCAAUAAAUGUUUCAAAGGUCUGUUGGUACUUCUUAUUUCAUCAACAAUUAUGACCGUCUGGAAGAACCACUGUUGAUUUGACUGAUCGUCUUCUAUUAUCAAUGCAGGGCACCCCACUCCCGGUCCCAGCGCGCCCGUGAGAUCUACUGGCUACCCACAGCGCUACAGUAAUAUGGAUGCGCAUUCUGGGUCUGCACAACAAAUGCAAAAGGCGGGGUCCGUCAAGGGUAAGGGGAAAGGGUCGCCUGAGCCCGAUGUUCGAUCGCGUUGGAGUGCCUUUACGCCAGCAAAGACAGAGUAUUAAAUUUUUGCACCUGAUAAAUUGGAGGCAAUAUUAUGUUUCUCCGCAUGGGCGUUUUUUCGAGUCAGGAUAUUCUUCAAUAACCGCUUUCAAAAGUAGUUCUUCUGCUCGAACGCGUGAGGCGUACUGGCGUUAACAAAAAUCUUUACUGAAAAACUCAGAGUUGCGUCGGCUUCCGCAGCAGCAGCUACGCCAGGCCCCACAGCGAGUGCAGCGGUGGCAACGCCCGAAAUUUACCAUGCUGGUGCAGCUUCACCUGCAUUGAUGCCGUGGAUGGAGGGGGCGGAGUGGGAUCCUUGGGCAUACGAACUUGCCACCUCUGCCGAUCCCCUUUUGGUAUACAUCGAAGUAUCUGAUCGCUCUUAGUUUACCCCGCAGUUUCAGUUUGUCGAUCACUUCUCUCCUACGUACUUGCUAUAGUUUUUGUCAUAGCAGGUUUUUUUAUCGAUUUGUCUGAACAACCCUCAAUGAAUACAGAACCCGUACGCCGAUCUCACUGGACUUACAGCACAUGCUCAUGCGCAUCCGGAAGGCUUAUUACCCUUCGAUCCGUCGCUUGCCGUUGCCGCUGCUUAUCCGGAUCAGGUUCUAUUGCAUUUACAUUUAGAUUUUAGAAGCGUAAUGCUUUCCUUCAGAAGAAAAAUUCUACAAAAAGUAUUAUAUUGUAAGUCGCGUUGUCACCGAUGUACUUAGCAUGAAUUCAGCACGACAAAAAUUUCAAAAUCUUUCGUUAUGAAGACUGCUAACUAGAAGAAGUUGAACUCAAUCAUGAAUGCGAAACCAUGAACACUUACAUUUAUAUAUGAUCCAGGGCUUGGGGCUGCCGGGGGUGGAAGGCCUCAAAAGGGGGCCAAGUGGGCGCCUUCGCUCCCUUCCAGGUGCUUGGCUCUCCCUGGAGGCCUCCAACGUAAGGAGGUGGCAGGCCUCUGAAGGCUGCAAAAGCCGAGGGGCUGGCCCCCUUGAGCCGUGCAGCUUGUUCCCUCCGGGCCCUUGGGCAUUGGCUUGCUUGCUCUUGCGACCGUGGCCGCCCUCGGCGGCCUUUUACCCCGGAGACCUCCCGCCUGCGAGGGUCAGCAAAGGCCAGGAGGAUCCGGCUGAGAGGCUCAAGGACCCGCGCCAAGUUUGGACGCCUUCCGCCACUAGAUUCCGCGCCGAAAUGCGCGCGGAAAAGCGCGCGCGCGCCACCACAGACCAGACCACAGGGGAGGGGGGGCGCCGUCCCGCCCUAAAUCAUAUAAGAGGAAAUGACUUUUUUACCGCACAAAGAAACGGAAACUCAGAUCUCGAUUUUGGAUCCUUCGGCUGUCAACCCUGCGGUGCUGGCAGCAAACGCUUCCGUGUUGCCCACGACAGCUACUAUGAACUUCAGCAUUAUAGAAGAUUUAUAGGUAGAAGUCCUAUUAGACUCGUGAUUCUUGAUUUGACUUUUUUGUCCCGCCAUUAGGCUAGUAGUACUAAAUGGGAAAGUUUCCCAUUUAGUACUACUCCUACCGUGAGGAUGAUACAGAGAUGCCGCGCGUACUAAAAAUGGUAACAUAUUACUUAUUACACGAAUUAUCGUGAGUUUAUAUGUCGAGCUCUAACUUGGCUGGUAUUCCCUUAGCCACUGCGGGAGGAGCCGUCGUCAGCGCUAGCGGUCUGCCGCUGACUGUACAGGCGGGUCAUCAAAGUUAUCAUCUUGCUGCAGCGACAGCGGCUGCGGCUAAUACUCAUCACAUCUUCGCGGCGAACGCUGCUGCGGCCAAUGCAGCAGCUGCGAAUGCGGCGGCUGCAAACGCUGCGCUCUACAGUCCGUUGCUUAAUCGAGCGAAUCUUGUGGCUCAGCGGGCAGGUAUUCAAGAAGGACACCUAGUAAGUUCAAGAAUAUAAAAUUUGUGUCCUGAUUAGAAGUUGUGGCUCAAAUGCCGCUACUGACAUCUUAAGAAACCGACCUGCAUCGUACUGACACAUUGAUAACCCGAGACUCUGGUCUGCUUAUCGCAUUUGGAUCUCACUCGCAGCCGCAGCUAAUCGGCAACUGGCACGCGGUGGGACGAAAUACAGCCCCGGGGUCGGGCAAAAAUACACUCCUCUGGGAGGAGCUGCGGGAGGUGCACCGGGAUAUCUACUCUCGGCUCCGCAUGCCCAUCUGGAUGUCACGAAUACGCAGCACCUUGGCCCCAUGAUUGCUGGCGUCGGGCAGCCGAGUAUGGCAACAUUGGUUAUGACGUCUAAAAAUGCUGAAGGUGUGAAAGUUUCAAUUUGCUUCCAUACGUUAGUAAGUACUAGUAGAAGUGAAGCUUGUCCUUGAUCAUGAUACCCGCUGAUGCGCACCUGCGAUUAACUGCAAUAUGGGAUGGUCGAGGUCGACGACGUUUUCCAUGCAUUUCUAAGUUUUUUCCUGCCGCAGGCACAGGUAUUGUUCCGGGAUCCCUUUUGGUUGGCACUAUGGACCCCACACUCCUUGCUGCACCAGUAGACGCUGGGGCAGACAGCCUUGUUUAUGGCGCACCGGAGAAUCACCUUGCAGCGCCGCAUGUCAUGUGGUAGCCGCUCUCUACGAGAAGCGGGUGCUGUGGUGCAGUAUCGACAACAACCUGAAGUUGCGGGGGAUUAUGGAAAGUAAAAAAAGGUAGACAUGAAAUGAUGAUGGCUUCGGGCGGUGAUUCGUUCUUGUCCACCUCGUCUGAGCUGGCACGAAGUUGUCAUUGAUGUCUUUACAUUUAAUUAGGGUUGUGGUUGUGGAAAUUGUCAGGAGCUGGUUGUAGACGAGUCCCGCCACUAGGCUUGGAGUACUAAAUGGGACACCAUGAUAAUGAAGAGUCCAGAGAUGAGAGCCCGUGUAGCGGCUGAAGAAAGCAGAUGCGUCUUCCCUUGCGCGACUUUUGCCUCAGACUCAAAAGUUACAACUCAGCUUCUUGACUAGUGAGUAGCUGCUUCAAUUUUAGUGGGCGAGGAGGACAUUUUUUGCCCGUGACAAAAUCCUUGCAAUUAUAGCGUUUAGUAAGGAAGGGUUACGUUAUAUUCGUUUUGCUACAAUGGAAGUAACUAUAAUGAGAAUUAUAGAAUUACAAUUACAUUAAUAACGUUAACGAUGGAUAUUGACGAUACCCUGUAGUUGAGCUGGUCCAUAUUAAUUAUUUAUCAUGAUGAUUUCGACUUCAAUGGCCUAGGUUACAGGUGACGAGGUUCAUCGUGUCGUAGUGGCAGCAAUUGGUGAACACUCGUACGCAAGAGCUCUCUCCAAAUAGAUGAGAAUAUAUAGUAUCAAGAUUGCACAUUUUUAACCAUGUAUGUUUCACGUGGCAUUCUGAACAUUCUAGUGAGUAGAGUACUAGAACUUAUUUUGUACGUAUAUCGAGCUCGUCAUACCUCAGUUGAUACUGUCAUACUAGGGAAGUAGUCCCAACCUGGGACGUCAAACUCCUUUUUGUACUCAAGUGCGUCGAACAGUGUGAUGUCUAGAAAAAAGUGUCUGGUCGUUGUCCUUGUCGUGGAUAUUCCAGGCGUCCGCAAAUUUUUGUUGCUACGCUAACUAUUUCGCUUUCAAGACUAACAUCAAUUUAUUUCGUUGCUCACCUUGUUCAUUAUCUUAUCGUAAUGGGUUUUCAUGCGUGGCAUCCCUGACGGUCUGUGAAAAAAUAUACAAUCAAUAUUUUAGAGCGAACAACAAGAACAGCAUCCAAGAAGGAAGUCAUGUGUUGUAUCCGGACAUAGUCACAGUGUCAUUGUCAUCAUGUUUCUAGUAAUUUUUCCUUUGAACAACAUAAAAUUCAAAUCGUUUCUGAUGUCGAGAAUAUAGCAAAAAGUCAUAAGUCGCCGUAGUCGUGUUUUAUGUAUUUCUGCUAAGUUCGUGUUGUAUAAGUUUUCGUUGUAGUGUUUAUUGAUUGUGCAAUAGAUUUUCUCUUGCCCCCCGUCUAUCUUGGUGUCCGUUCUUCUCGAUGAUGUGUUUGUAGUAGGUUUCAUUUUGCUUCGGUUUUUGUGGUAAGAACUCGUGGGGGGAAAUUGGAAAGCGUCAAUUAUAUAUAAUUCUUAGGCAGGAGGUGUACUUGAGAAAUCUACGAGUGACAGCUUUUUUUACGUUUACAGUGAGGACAUUUCCUCGUCAUGUAUCAACAUUUGAUCAUCGACUCAUAAGUCAUGUCCUUGGUUCGCACGUCGCUGGUCCAAUGAGGCUUAGCAAGGAUUGUCGUGCAGUUUAUCAUGACAUUCUAGUUAUUUCAUAACUCAUCCAAGACCAAGAACCAUUAUAAAGAUUUCUUGAUAUUACAACAUAGUUAGCUAAGCUCCGAUGAGACGAGGGGCGGUUGUGGAAUACAGAAUAGACGAGAAAUCCUUGGGAAUAUUGAAGUAACAUCAUCGAUCGCAUGAGCUGUUCGCGACGAAGCAAGAAGCGACGCAAGAUUAGUGGCUUGGCUUUACUGCAGAUGGAUCGAUCAAGAGCGUCCUUCGGGGAGCGGGGGAGAUGCAUUGACUGAUUCUCAUCUGCUGCGAAUCAACAAAACCCCAAAAGAUCCUUUUCAACGACUGUGAGGAUGUACUAUGUAUCAUUCCUAUUUACUUCUUCAGCACUCACUUCACGUGCCCGUCCGCGUGAUUGUCUACUUAGGUUAUUUGAACGCUGCGAGC
Amoebophrya sp. A25 is the source of this 7410-nucleotide messenger RNA. The record is from the annotation of a GenBank genome assembly. NCBI's taxonomy places the organism in Eukaryota, Dinophyceae, Syndiniales, Amoebophryaceae.